This is a messenger RNA of Cololabis saira (Pacific saury), 2105 nucleotides long. Its product is annotated as kelch-like protein 20. The record is from RefSeq and is a predicted model, not a curated record. The transcript is spliced from 8 exons. NCBI's taxonomy places the organism in Eukaryota, Metazoa, Chordata, Actinopteri, Beloniformes, Belonidae. The coding region runs from base 164 to 1141 and encodes 325 amino acids. Gene Ontology annotation, molecular function: protein binding.
GGAGCAAUGAGCCUGAACGUCUUGACAGCCAGAGCUGAAGAGAGACAGCUGGGAACACAGCGCGUCUCCUGAUAAGCUGCAGAAGCACCGACUGAAACAAAGGUGCUGCUGGGAAAAGGAAGUGGGACUAGUGCAGACCCUGAGCCAGCUGAGGAGAUAAGACAUGGGAGUGUACAAUGAACAGGGAGCGGCCGUCGAGGAACCAAGACCCUGCCAGAUGCUGAUAAGAGAGAGCGGACGGGGGUCAACCCCGCCCUCCCCUCGCACGCGACUCGUUCACCACAACGACACGAUGUUCAUAGUUGGUGGAUGGACCCGCGAGGACCCUUCCUGUCUGGUGGAGCGGUUCUGCCCUGAGUACAACGAGUGGAGAGCAGCCGCCAGCAUGGUCAAGCAUCGAGGCAGCGUGGCUGCCGGCACGCUGGACGGCAGGAUCUACACUGUUGGUGGGGAAGAUCACGUCCGGCGUUACAGCAGCGUGGAGAGGUACAGCCCCGACUCAGACAGCUGGAGUGCAGAUGUAGCCCCCUUGAGCAGCCCCCGCAGCGGCAUGUGUCUUGCCACGAUGGAUGGAUACCUGUACGCUAUAGGAGGACAUGAUGGCAUCACGGCCUUGAGCACCGUGGAGAGGUAUGAUCCAAAAAUGAACACCUGGAGUAAACAGGUGCCCAUGCUGACCAGAAGAACCAGAGCGACGGCGGCUGUGCUGCAGGGUCACUUGUAUGUGAUCGGUGGGAAUGACGGGGAAAACACUCUGAGCUCAGUGGAGAGGUACAGCCCCGUGAAUGGUACCUGGUCGAUAUGCGCCCACAUGCUCAGUCCCAGGGAGCGUGGUGGCUGCACCGUGUACUUGGGGCAUAUUUAUGUAGCCGGGGGGAGAGACGAGCUCAACCUGGAGCUCUGCGCUGCUGAGAGGUUUGAUCCUGACACCAUGAAGUGGACGCCUGUGAAAUGCAUGAGGAACAAAAGAGACGAUAUGUCUCUUGUCGUCUUCAACGGUGUGCUGCUGGCUGUCGGGGGACAUGAUGGACUCACCAGUCUUAAAACAGUAGAAGUUUACAGCUCUGAAACAAACUCAUGGAGACACUAUGGGAGCAUGAAGAGCAAGCAUCCAGGCGGGAGAGUGGCUGUGCUGUGCUGAGACUCAACAACACUUGUAUGAAUAAGCACUGAUACAUGAACAGGAAACAAGUGUGAGGGUAAUAGCCCAAUGGACGCAGGGUUUAGGACACGUUGGGACAUAGAGGAUGGCCUUGUCACUGAAGAGUUCCCCACAAAAUGAGACACAGCAGCAUCCAAAGCUCACAAACGGUGCUGCAAAAUGACUGCGUGCACUAAAUGUACAUUAUGGGCUACUGGCUUUCCAUUAAAACGAUGUGUAUUUUUAUAUCUCUCUCUCUCUUUCACAAAAUAGACUUCAGUUAUUGAGAGGAAACAGUGAAAAAAUAUAUUUCAAGCUGCAUUUUAUUCAAAAGGAAAUUUGAUAUACUUGAUAGACUUACAAUAUUGAUUUAAUUUGGCUCUGAAGAAUGAAUGCAACAUAGAUUUCAAGCUGCAUUUGAUCUAUAAACAGAUUUAAUUUGGAACAGGCUAAGAUACAUGGUACAUUAGACCAGGAAAAUGUUGAAUAUGACGAGUUUAGAUGAAAGCAUUUCCAUUUUAAUGCUUAGUGACAACUAUACAGUAUGAGGGAAAGAGAUUAGAUGAAGAUGACCAUAACAAAUAAGUAGGUAUCUAGUAAAGGAAGUUUUCAGAAUGACAAGUGUUGAAUUUGAAAGUACAGGAGAGAAGUAUACUCAGUUUUUAAAGAGCUCAAAUAAGGCCCAUUUAUAUUGUCAUACUUUUAUUUUGAAGGCCCACUAGAAUAUCAUAAUGCUACUAACUAUUUUUAAAUGUUGAUGUCCACUUGUUUUUUGCAAUAAUGUAAGGCAUCUAUUCAUCGUUGGCCUAAGGUGUACCAUGUGAGCCCCACGAUCAGUAAAAUGAGCAACAAAUAAGCCUUAUAUCGAUUUCACGAAGAAGAAGAGGAAAAGUUGCAACUUCAAACAAGUUUCAGCCAGAUGAGCUUAAAAAUGUGUAACUCAAUGAAACCCAAAAUGAAUAAA